AUGUCCAACAACUCCAACAAGUCACUGGCUGUAUCGGCCGAACCCACAAACAGCUCGCUGUUCUCCAGCAUCGCUUCGAGCUCUCAGCGCGCACUGAUAAACCUGCUCCGAAUAGGACCCAUACCAAAACAUGUCGGAUUCAUUAUGGAUGGUAACAGACGAUACGCCAAAAAGUUGGGAGUGCAGACAAGGAUUGGGCAUGUGGUUGGGAGCAAAAGCUUGGAGAAGACCCUUGAAUGGUGCCUUGACCUCGGAAUAAAUGUGGUGACAGUGUAUGCAUUCAGUAUCGAGAACUUUAAACGACCACGCGAAGAAGUAGAUGUUUUGAUGGAUUUGGCGUGCCGAAAGUUUGAAGAAUUUAGUAAACACAGCACGUUUGUAUCGAAGCAUUCCAUACGAAUUCGCGUUCUGGGAGACACAUCUCUUCUGCCGCCUCAUGUCCUUGAAGCUGCACGCCAAGCAGAAGCCUCAACCCGCUAUCACACUCGUGCCGUGCUAAACAUAUGCUGUCCCUAUACAUCUCGACAUGAAAUGGCCGAAUCUGUAGCUUUGGCCGUGCGUGGCGUCAAAGAGGGACAUUUAAGAGUGGAUGAUAUUGAUGAGCAUCUUUUAGAUCGGUUGAUGCAGACUGGAGAGGACCCUGAGCUGGAUAUUUUGGUGAGGACAAGUGGGGAGAAAAGGCUGAGUGACUUUUUAUUGUGGCAGGUGACUAAGGACUGCCAGGUUCAUUUUCUUGAUGUCCUCUGGCCGGAAUUCAGCUUUUGGAAUAUGCUUCCCGUUCUUUUGUCUUACCAGGCAAACUACACGCGACGCCAGGCAGCCCGGAUUGCUAGCAUUGCUCCUUCACCGGCACGAAUAACCUGGCCGGGCAGUUCUAAUCCCGAUGACCAGGCCGAUGGCACAGAGGAUGAGGAGGCGCGGGGUGCUCGUGUGGAGCGUUACUUGCAGUUACUUAGAGAGGAGAAGAUGGCACAGUAG
Messenger RNA from Spizellomyces punctatus DAOM BR117, 978 nucleotides. RefSeq names its product di-trans,poly-cis-decaprenylcistransferase. The transcript has 4 exons. Gene Ontology annotation, cellular component: endoplasmic reticulum; membrane; dehydrodolichyl diphosphate synthase complex. Gene Ontology annotation, molecular function: ditrans,polycis-polyprenyl diphosphate synthase [(2E,6E)-farnesyl diphosphate specific] activity. Bases 1 to 978 code for a protein of 325 amino acids. NCBI's taxonomy places the organism in Eukaryota, Fungi, Chytridiomycota, Chytridiomycetes, Spizellomycetales, Spizellomycetaceae. The record is from RefSeq and is a predicted model, not a curated record.